AGUACCAACCAAUUUAUUUUAAAUUUUUAGAAUUUAUUUCUAUUUUCUUAUUUUGCCUUAUGGAUUCGAGGCAUCUCCAUGGGAGUCCAGAGAAAGCUCCGUGGAUUCAUAUUAGUUAUCCGCUUAGGAAGACGGUGAUCGAGCUCAUCAUGUUCAUCCCUAUGUCAGCUACCACAGGGAAGAUAUCCUAACAUGGCCCACCCAAUGAUCAGACCUGUUAAAAAGAGAAACCCAGGGACGAUUGAGAAAAAAAAUGGUCCCUAAUAUGAGAAAUCAAGAUCCUCCAAUCAGGGCAAUUUUUGGAGCGAGUUCCAUCCAAUUGGGCCAAUGGCCUAGAUCACCGAACCAUGGCCCCCACUUGCCACAGUGCAAAGAUGUGGGCCCCGCAAAUCGCUCCAUCAACUCACCCUUUUAAAAAAGAAAAAAAAAAACAAAAGGAAUUUUCACAUUUGCUCAACCAAGAGGUGAUCACAACACCACCACCAAAGCAUCAUCGAAUCAAUACAAAACUCCAUUAAACACUAAAAGAAUAUUCAUUUGGAAGAAAACCCAAAUCACAGUUUUUCCUUUCUUGCCUUUCAAAAGAACCCAAACCGAAUUUUGCCAUCCAAACGCGUCCACAUAACUAUCUGUAUAAAUCGAUGCAAGUUCUUGCCUCGAGUUCUCUUGGUAUCCUAAUCCCAAACGAGUACUACAAUGGGAAAAGAAGAUAAAAAAGAUACGGACCGCUCUUACCAUGAUUUCGAGCCCUUGACCGAUUGGGUCCGAGAGGAAGGACACGAUACCAUCUUCGUCAGUGUGCCAGGAUUCAAGAAAGAGCAACUGACAAUCGAACUCAAUGAAUUUCGCAAGAUGAAGAUCAGUGGGGAACGCCCAAUCCAGGGUAACAAUUGGAUUCGUUUCUCCUACGAAUUCACUGUGCCUGAUUACUGUAACUUGAGCAAGAUAUCAUCUGUAGAGUUCAAGAAUGGAAUUGUUUCCUUGAUCAUACCAAAAAUGACCACUCAAACGGGCGUACAAGAUCAACUUCCACAGAAAAAAGAAUCUAUGCUGGAUCAAAAAGGUGGACAUCCAAUCGAUAUACAAGAUCAAUCAAUGCUGAAAUCUGGGCCUUGUAUUCCAAUCGAUAUAGAAGAUCAACCUAUGCUAAAAACUGGGUAUGCAAUCGACAGACAAAAUCAACCUGUGCCGUUCAAAGAAUGUUGUAAGUAUUGUGAAGGUAGCUUCCCUACUGGAUUGAAUUGGAUUAGAGGAUUGAAUGUGAAUAUGGUAGUAACUACCAUGGUUGGGCUGGCACUUGGGAUUUAUGCAGUGUACUAUGUUAAAUGGCAAUAGAAAAUCGAGGAGUGAGCUUAGCUUAUCUUUUAUUUGAUUAUGUUGUUUCCUCAUUGCAUGUUUUUAUUAUUAUUAUAGCUGGGAUGCCUUUGAAGUCCUAAUGGGUUGUUUGGCACCAUGGAUUUGGAGGAGUUUGAGGGGAUUUUAAAUCUCCUAAUAUGUUUGGCACUAUAAAGU
Magnolia sinica is the source of this 1512-nucleotide messenger RNA. RefSeq lists its product as uncharacterized. The record is from RefSeq and is a predicted model, not a curated record. Bases 697 to 1335 code for a protein of 212 amino acids. The transcript is spliced from 2 exons. Lineage: Eukaryota; Viridiplantae; Streptophyta; Magnoliopsida; Magnoliales; Magnoliaceae.